AUGGGGUGCAAUCUAUUACAACUAUUGUGGAAAUCUUUUCUUCGUCUAAAUCUAUUUAAAAGUCACUCAAGCAAUGCACAAACUAUUGUUUGGGAACAACUUGCAACACGUGUCUAUAUUAUAUCAAUGAUUAGUCUUCUUUUUCUUAUUGCCAUUGUUUCUGCAUGCAUUGUACGAACAGAAAAUGUCAUUGAAUAUUCACCUUCAUAUGUCAAGUUUAUCGAUUUGUGGAAAAAAUAUUCAAAUACUUUGAAAUGUCCAUGUUCGAAGAUUGGCGUUGCUUAUGGAACGUUUGUCAAAACGCACGUUGAUUUUCAUCAAGUAUGUUCAAGUCACUUUGUUACACAAGAUUGGAUCGAUUCAAUAUUUAUUCCAAAGCCUACUUCUUUCCCAACUGUAUUUGAUAUUUGUUUUUAUCUUAGUCAUUUCUGGCAAGUCAUUGCAGGCCUUUGUAGCGUUAGUAAGAAUACUUGGACUGAUGCUAUUUCAAGCUUUGGCCUAUCUCACUUUCUUAGUCCAAUAGCAAUACCCGAUGAGGUUGUCAGAAAUCAAGUUCAAGAAGCACUUAAUAAUCAACUUUCUUUGGCUCAAGCAUCCUUAGUUCGUACUUUGCAUGCUAUUCAAAGAAUAACAUCCGAAAAUCAAUUCGUAUCUGGUUUGUCAACCAAUUUUUAUCUUCGUUAUCCACCAUUGAAUUAUGGAAAUUGGACUUAUCCAAAAAUGUUUCCCGUAGUAUUUGAUGAUUGUUCUUGUUUGAAUAUGACUGGAUGUCCGCGCCCAGCUUUCAUUAAAAUUAGUCAAAAUCGGUCAGUAUCAAUACCGGGAAUGAUUAUUGAUUGUUACAUUGUCGAUAGUACGCUAGCAUCAACAUUAGAAUGUUACUAUAAUUCAACAUGUUUUAAACUUCUGCAUCAACAAUUAACGACAACAGUUAACUUGUUGUCAAACUCUUCGAAUAGACACUUUCUGUUCAAUUCUACUGUCCAAACACUUCUUGAUAAUUCUAUGAUAGAUCAAUGGUAUACUGAAAUAAAAUUUAAUCUAUUUUACAGUGAAUGUGAUCCUACUUAUUGUACUUAUUCAUACAUGCAUCGCUUUUCUAUUUUAUUUAUUAUUACUACAACAGUUGGAGCAUUCGGUACACUUUCGCUUAUACUGCGUCUUAUUGCACCAUUUAUUGCACAAGCUUUCAUUCGGUGGACAACUAGAAUUUCAGAAAAAGAUAACAUACUAGAGAAUGUUGUGAUUUCUCGACGACAUCUGUUGCCAGUUAUGAUGAAUCAUAUUCGACGUUUGCCACACAUAAUCUCUCAAAAACUUAUAAAAUUAAAUCUUUUUGAAAGUGAAACAUCUCGGACAGAAGCAAAUGUCAAACAUGAGAUCUUAUCAACACGACUCUUUAUUAUUACAUUGGUUAUGUGUUCAAUUAUUAUUGGUUUUUAUAUAUUUUUAUCAGAACAAAAUCAAAUGAUGACAAUCAUGCAUCCAUCUCUCGAAACCUAUGAAAAAUUAUAUGCUGAAUAUUCAACUAGCAUACAAUGUCCUUGUGCAAAUUUUUCCAUUCCUCAUGAAGCAUUUCUUAAUGUAACAUUUGUCUUACAUCAAGUAUGUUCAAGUGAUUUAGUUUCAUCCAAUUGGCUCAAUUAUCUGUUAUUAUUCGAUCCAAAUGAUGUACCUAUUUGGACAGAGACAGAUUUUUCACGUGAUUUUCGUUCUAUAGGACUCUGGUAUUUUCAACUUUUGGCUACUUUUUGUUCUUUGGCUCAAGCCAAUAUUGCCGAUGGUCAACGUAUUUUUAAAAAUAGCCUGUUCAUCGAGAAUAAUCUUCUUCCCCAAUCACUCUUCAUUCAAGAAACUAAAACUUUGGCCAAUGCAUUUAUAAAUAAAACAAGAAAUAUUUAUGUACGCACUUUGAAAUGGGUUGAUAUUGCUGGUAUUAUCAAUCGUUUUUUGACUGCAACAAAUGUCAAUUAUCAAAUUACAGUGACGAAUGACAAUCAAGUAAAUAUUAAUGAUGUGCAGAUUAUAGGGAAAGCGUCUAUAACUCAUACGUCUGCGGGCUCCAGUGAUCCAUGUUCGUGUGCAAGAGAUAUUCAUGAAUGCGUUUUGAGACCUAUCUUAUAUACAAAUGGAUCCAGUGUAUUUGAUUUUGUACAAGUUUUUUAUGAGAUAAGGAUUGGCUGCAUGCCUUCAAUUGGAUUCUCGAUGUCUGAAAUUGUCUGGUGGUACAACAAGACCUAUAUGGAAAAUAUUCGAGCAACAUACGCUAUUGUAAUCAAUAAUUCUCAACUUUCGCCACAACUUGAAUCACUAAAUAGUUCAUUACCAACUAAUAUAAGAAAAUUAAAAAUUAUGGAUUUUUUCAUUUUAAUAUAA
Molecule: messenger RNA, 2376 nt
Organism: Rotaria sp. Silwood1
Lineage: Eukaryota; Metazoa; Rotifera; Eurotatoria; Philodinida; Philodinidae
Source: the annotation of a GenBank genome assembly